AUGAUGCAAUUUAUGUUAUUAUUUAGCCGUCAGGGCAAACUUCGGCUUCAAAAAUGGUAUGUUGCCCAUCCUGAUAAAGUAAAGAAGAAGAUUACCCGAGAACUUGUUACACUAGUAUUGGCAAGGAAACCUAAGAUGUGCAGUUUCUUAGAAUGGAAAGAUUUAAAAAUUGUAUACAAAAGAUAUGCCAGUUUAUACUUCUGUUGUGCAAUUGAACCAGCAGAUAACGAACUGCUUACUCUUGAAAUUAUACAUAGAUAUGUGGAACUGCUUGAUAAAUACUUUGGAAGUGUUUGUGAACUUGACAUCAUUUUUAACUUUGAAAAAGCUUACUUCAUGUUAGAUGAACUAAUGCUUGGUGGGGAGGUGCAAGAAACUAGCAAAAAGAAUGUUUUAAAAGCCAUUGCAGCACAGGACUUAUUACAGGAGGAAUCCGAAGAGCCAAAAGGUAUUCUUGAAGAGAUUGGGAUUUCCUUUCCCAGCUAA
Messenger RNA from Acanthosepion pharaonis, 486 nucleotides. The record is from the annotation of a GenBank genome assembly. NCBI's taxonomy places the organism in Eukaryota, Metazoa, Mollusca, Cephalopoda, Sepiida, Sepiidae.